CCUUUUUCUCAUCCCCAUCCUGGAGCGCCCCUACAGCUGCCUGUUUGGUACAUUCCUCUACAGCAGUGAGCAGGAGAGAAUGGAAAAGGAAGUACAGGGUAAAACGGUCACUGCGGUCCUACAUUAAGUCAGCCGGAGGACUUCACUAACCCGUUCUAUGUGGACUGUAAAAACCAGGUGCUGUAUCCACUGGCCAGUCUCACACAUCUGGAGCUCUGGGUGGGUUAUUAUGUGCGCUGGAACCCACGCAUGAGACCACAGAUGCCGCUCCAUCAGAAUUUGAGAGUUAUUGUUUUUGCGUGAAGAACGUGGAGGAGCUCCAGAGAGAGGCCACGUCAUCCUGCUCCAUCUCCUCAUCCUCAGAGCAUACUUCUCCCUCCUCACAUAGUGGAGGCGGUUCAGCUGGACGGAGAGAUCCUGCAUGCGCUGUGAAGCGAGUGUGUUCUGUGGCGUAUCGGCACCUGGACAAGCACAAGAUCGAGCCGGUGCUCUACAUGAUGGAGUGGUUCAUGUGCGCCUUCUCCAGAACUCUGCCCUGGGCCUCGGUCCUCCGAGUGUGGGACAUGUUCCUGUGUGACGGAGUGAAAAUGAUAUUCUGUGUGGGUUUGGUGGUGUUGACGUCCAUGCUGGGUACUCGGGAUAAGCUCAAGGCCUGUCCGGGUCAGUAUGAGACCAUGGAGGUCCUCAGAGCGAUUGAGCCUAGAUACAUGCAGGAGGGCUUCUUAGUGCUCCAGGUAUCGGCACAGGACGUGGAACAUGAGCAACGCAUGCAGCUGAAGCGCUGGAAGAAGAAGCGCGGCGAGCCCAGCCCCAAACUCCCUCAGAGAAUGCACAGUGCUCGCGCCAUCAUGGCCACCGAGCCUCAUACACACCAAGACCUCCGCCAGAAACCCACCAUUAUGGUCCAGUACCCAUCGGUCCCUGAGGAGAAGUCCGAGCCGAACCUCAGGAAGAAGAGAGGGAGCCUGAAGAAAAACCAAGCCCUCAUUCCGAACCCCUACACGCUACCUGGCGAGUCUAAACCUAGUCAGAUAUUGGACAUACAGCUUCUGAACCAGGAAAAUCUCAAUCUUGUACUUCCAAAUCCACCAUCACAUCCACCACGGCUCCCUACAAUGCAGGAAAAUCAGGUCAAAGAGACGAGCACUUCUACAGAGCGACUCGUGCAGCGUCCUCGAAUUCCUCCAUCGAUAAGAAACUGGCGGAAUCUAUCCCUCUGCAACAUCUAUCCCUCCUAACUGCUCCUGUACACGGAUCACCUUCAGCGUAGCGUCCUCACCUGCUGAAAUGUGCUCCUGUCCAAUCCAGAGAACCUGACCAUGAUGAGCUCCCUAAUAAUACAUAAAACUCAGCCACCAUUUUGGAUCCAUCUACACACUCAAGCCCUCUGCUUACGCACAACGCACCUGCCACCCACGACUCGCCUGCUGCUCCCGAGUACAAAAAGAACACUCAUUGAUUUUUUUUUUUUGUUGUGCGUGUUAAACAGUGUGAUACGUUGAGGAAUUGAUUAUUGGCACACGUCUACUGAAUAGCAAGGAUCGUUAAGUCUUUAACGUGUUAUAGUUUACACCGGAGGAACUGCAAACAAUCUGAGAGAGGGAGAAACCCGUCAGCUACUAGAGGGCACACUUGGUCCAAAAAUGUACACACACUCCACAAAAACUCUGCAGUGCCUGAGGAGUGUUUACUCGCUCCAGUCUUCAGAAGGGAAACUGCCUACAGAUUCACUUUUGAAAGACUUUCACAGGCAUCACAAACAUUUGUUUAUAUUGCACUCGUAUCAAUUUGGCAGGUUUUUUUCUUCUUAAUCCGAAGCAACCACCACUUCUUUGUGUUUGUAUUUCACAAAUUUCCUUACCGCAUCUUACAAGAGCUGCACGACAAUCACAACAAUCCUGUACAAUAGGCACAGCCUUUUCAUUAACACAAUCUCAGUGAAAUAUCCUCUGUCUGUAUACUUUACGCGCAAACAAAACAACUCAAGCUGAGAACUUUAUUGCUGAUUCACGUUAUACCACACCGCCUUCUAAUAUAGAUCUGAUCUAUAUUAUAUAUACGUGUACCUUAGAUAACGCCUCUCUGAACGCCAUGGUGGGACGUUCCCGAGUUGAAGUACUGUACAAGUCCUAAGCAUUAGAUCACCCCAAUUACUCUUGUAUACUCUUUCCAUACCAUCGUGAUCUUUGCCUGACGAAACCAUACACAAACAUAUUUGACAUUUGGGGCCUAAUUCUAAAAUCACCACAUACCAAAUGCACAACCAUUUUGUCUUGCUGCCAUCACAAAAUAAAAAUGUUUAAACCUUAA
Molecule: messenger RNA, 2310 nt
Organism: Ictalurus punctatus (channel catfish)
Lineage: Eukaryota; Metazoa; Chordata; Actinopteri; Siluriformes; Ictaluridae
Product: TBC1 domain family member 10A-like
Exons: 6
Coding region: 495-1238 (247 amino acids)
Source: RefSeq, a predicted model, not a curated record